UAUUUACGAAUAUUUUUCAUACUUAUUCAGCAAAAUGAUUACGGAAAAAAAUUUAGAAGCGGAGAAGUAUAAUCCUUACGAGCACCGUGUAGUAGAAAAGCCGAAUUCAGAUAUAAGAUCGACCGCAAAUAUUAUAAAGGCGUCGUUGGGCUCGGGAUUGUUGGCGGGACCUUUAGCUUUCUCUAACGCGGGAUGGGGCGUUGGAAUUGUUGGUACAAUUAUCAUAGGGUUUAUAUGCGGACACUGUAUCCAUAUAUUGGUAAAAACAUCUAGGGGAUGUUGUAUAGUAGAAAAGAAACCAUCACUUGGCUACGCUGAAACAUGUAGAGCUGCUUUUAAGAAUGGACCAAAAUGUGUUAGGUCUUUUGCAAACGUCGCGAGCAUAUUUGCGGAGUUUUCUCUUCUGUCGACGUAUGUCGGCGUGUGCUGUAUCUAUACAGUGCUCAUAUCAGACUCGGUUAAACAGCUAGUUGACCGCUACUUCGCAACAGUAAUAAUACCAGUAGAAUACUACUGCCUCAUGUUACUGAUACCACUCUGCAUACUGUGCCAGAUCAAAUACUUAAAAUGGCUGGCUGUAUUCUCCCUGAUAGCCAACGUUCUACUAGUAGCCACUUAUUUAGUAUGCCUGUAUUAUAUUUUCGGGGAGCCCUUGAACUUCUCGGACAAAAAAGUAGUGGGCAACCCUGCUCGAUAUCCAGCAUUUAUUUCGACUGUAAUUUUCGCCAUGGAAGGCAUAGGCGUGGUGAUGCCCGUUGAGAAUGUCAUGAAGAAGCCCAAGCACUUCCUAGGUUUUCCUAGCGUGCUGGUAGUGGCUAUGACUGUCAUUGUCUUUCUGUACAGCACUCUGGGUCUGUUUGGAUACUUCAGAUACGGUGACGUUUUAAGAGGAUCCAUCACUCUUAAUUUGCCAAUGGAUGACUGGCCAGCGAUUUGCGCAAAGAUUUUCAUAGCGCUAUCAAUUUUCCUGACGUACCCACUGCAGUUCUACGUAGUUAUUGACAUAUUUACUAAGUACACAGAACCUCACAUCAAGGACAAGUACAAAUUGAUCACGCAGAUCGCAGCCAGAACUAUCGGGGUGUGUGGUUGUGUGGCCAUCGGAAUCGCUCUGCCCCUGCUAGAGCAAAUCAUCAACAUCGUUGGCGCGUUCUUCUACUCCACCCUUGGUCUCAUCAUACCUGCUAUUAUCGAGUCUGUCUUCAGAUGGCAGGACUUGGGAAGAUACAACUGGGUUCUCUGGAAGAAUAUUCUGAUUGUGCUGUUUGGGCUGGGCAGUUUAAUCUCUGGGUGUACUGUCACUAUUAUGGACAUUAUAGAGAUUUUGAACAGCAGGACUGUGUAGAUUACAAUGUAAUUAUUGAAAAAUAUAAGAAAUAACUAGAUACUAACCAUUUACGAGUAUAAAGAUAAAGACUUUUUUAUCUGUAAAUUAACUUUUCAUUAUCCUUCUAAGUUGUUACUGUUACAUAAGAUAGAUUAAGGUUUUUAGGAAAUUGAUAGGGUCACUAAUUGUGAUUCUGAAAGACUCAUAAUUUUGAAUUAUAAUUUAGUUUGUUAAUUAAAUUAAAUUAUUCCAUAA
Ostrinia nubilalis (European corn borer) is the source of this 1582-nucleotide messenger RNA. Its product is annotated as proton-coupled amino acid transporter-like protein pathetic. The transcript has 8 exons. The record is from RefSeq and is a predicted model, not a curated record. Gene Ontology annotation, biological process: amino acid transmembrane transport. The coding region runs from base 35 to 1345 and encodes 436 amino acids. Gene Ontology annotation, molecular function: L-amino acid transmembrane transporter activity. Lineage: Eukaryota; Metazoa; Arthropoda; Insecta; Lepidoptera; Crambidae.